Molecule: messenger RNA, 846 nt
Organism: Aspergillus viridinutans
Lineage: Eukaryota; Fungi; Ascomycota; Eurotiomycetes; Eurotiales; Aspergillaceae
Product: regulator of G-protein signaling domain-containing protein
Exons: 1
Coding region: 1-846 (281 amino acids)
Source: RefSeq, a predicted model, not a curated record
AUGAGGGAACGCUCAGGUAGUCUAUACCACGUCCAACCCCGGCUCGAUGACAUCCUCAACGAUGUGGCCCCCUUCCCCUACACCCUGGGGGCUUUCAUUGCCUUUCUCUCCGAGCACCAAUGCCUAGAAACAGUCGAGUUCUUACUCGAGACCGAACGCUACCGACGCAUCUACCACUGGCUCGAGCACAAAACCGAGGCAUGCGAGGCCGUCCGCACGGCCCAUCUCUCCGGUCUCUGGAACCGACUGAUCAACCAGUAUAUCCGGCCUCACAGCGAGCGCGAGAUUAACAUCCCCUGCGACAUCCGACAGCAGCUGAUGCAGGUGUUCCACAACCGAGGGGAUGACCCUCCUCCGCCCGAAGAACUCGAUCGAGUCGUGAACAAUAUCAAGGAGCUCCUGCGGGGGUCCAUCCUCAUACCCUUCCUGCGGCGAUCAUCCGCGACUGCGCGCGUCCAGCCGCUCUCCAUGCCGUCUUUGAACGAUUGCUUGCCGGAGGAGGCCAUGUCCAAGCCGCGUGUCACGGAUGAUAUACGCGUGAACAGAUACCCGCGAGACGAUUAUCCUUCCUCUCGGGGGGGGUCGACUCGUCGGUACGGAUUCUAUGGCGAUCCGGCCACGAGUUCUGCGGAGGAUGAUGAUGCGUCUGCGAGUAGUGCGGUGAUGUCUUCUGCGUCGGACCGGUCGGAUAUACAAGACUUUGCCGUCAAAGGGAGUGGUGGGACGGCCAACUCGCGCACGAGGGCGGUUCCAGACCGGUCUUCUCGGGAAGAUCGGAAACCUCGCGGCUGGCGAAGGAGGUUCAAGGAGGGCUUGGUGAAACAUCUUCCGCGGUCAUCGGAUUGA